This is a messenger RNA of Arabidopsis thaliana (thale cress), 601 nucleotides long. RefSeq lists its product as uncharacterized. The transcript has a single exon. NCBI's taxonomy places the organism in Eukaryota, Viridiplantae, Streptophyta, Magnoliopsida, Brassicales, Brassicaceae. The record is from RefSeq and is marked reviewed. The coding region runs from base 464 to 601 and encodes 45 amino acids.
CACAUCGGAAGCACUAGAGAGACUUCGACAAAGUCAAAUCACCAGGAAGUUCCCGUCCCACAAACAGCGUUGUGUACAUUUCCUGUUAGGGGGAGACUUCUCCAAUCCUACUUUGAGAAGCACCGUUCCUUCCCCUAAAGAGUGAGGAACCAUCCUAUUUGGCCAAGCUCUUUACAGCAAGCCAAGGGCAAAGCUCCACCAGUUGUGAGUCAUAAGUCGAGCAAGCAAGAACGGAAACGCAGCAAACUAGGUCAAAGGAAUUCCUCGAACCUUAGGCGGAGCCCAUGUUUCCCCCGAUGCAUACAAGUCUGAAUCCCAAACAUCUAUCUGUUAGUCAUUGGCUGGCAAGAAGAGGACCCCUUGGCUGCUGACAAGUGUUGGCAAGUGCUGCUAGCGGUUCCGCAGCUCUCCUUCGUUACUUUAUUUAGAACUCCUGUUGUUGAAGAGAGAGCAUUCACCGAAAAUGGAAGAUUCUAUUCUUGCUGGUAGCAUGCCAGUUGUGAGUGAGAAAUUUGAUGUAUUGGCUUACCUUUCCCUACAAAUCUUACCUCUCCAGAGGCCAUUUACCUUCUUUCUCUUUGUGUUGGAAGUAUGCGGAUAG